Molecule: messenger RNA, 2594 nt
Organism: Planococcus citri (citrus mealybug)
Lineage: Eukaryota; Metazoa; Arthropoda; Insecta; Hemiptera; Pseudococcidae
Exons: 2
Coding region: 99-2465 (788 amino acids)
Source: RefSeq, a predicted model, not a curated record
UUUCCCGUACUGCGGUUUAAAACAGACACCACAUCUUGAUCUUCACAUGUACGAGCAGUUUCGUUAGCAGCAAAACGUGCAAAAAAGUCGGCCACAACAUGAUAUCAGUACAUAAUUUGAAGAAAACAUUGGCUUCCUAUAGCACCAAUUUAAUCUAUUUUCACAUUCUAUCAACAAUCACAGCAUCACUUCCACCCUCUCCAGACAGCAGCAUCAUUUCACAAGAUCAAAAUAUUCAGAUCGUUCACUUAGCAAUACAAUCUACCGAUACUAUGAUAACCAAUAGCACGUUCAUGCCACUUAGUAGAUCCUAUUACGAAAUGACAAAAAGGGGCCCAUUCGUCGACAAAAGUUUACUCCUGGAAAAAAUUUUCGAUCCUUCGACACCCAAUUACAUAUUCCUCACAGCCCCACGUAAUUGGGGUAAGUCAAAAAAUCUCAACAUGAUAUCAAUGUUCGCCAACAUGGGUAUUCAUCCAAAUGGCACCAUGCGUGAUUUCAAAACUAUCCGCUCUUAUCACAUCUUCAACAACGGGGAAUACCCUGAUGCAGCUUACAGGAAUAAUGACACUUACGAGAAGUAUUCUAGCAAACUACUGAUAUCGAAAAAAAGCAACGUAAUCAAUGAGCAUUUAGGGCGAUACUGCGUUAUACAGUUGGACUUUCGUAUCAGCAUUUCAGACAUAUCGGAAAAUAAUACAGACGCCAGUUUCGAGAAAUUUUUCCAAACGAUGGCGAAAAAUUUAACGCUUUUAUUUUUAAAUCAUCGGUACGUCAAGUACGUAUUGGAGCCCAGAGUUGCCCAAGAUGCCAACAUUGCAACUAUUUUAAACGAGUUUGAUAUAAUGUCUCAAAUAACUGUAAAGGAAAAAAUCACCGAGUCGUUGGCUGUACGAAGUAUGCAAAUUUUAUACCAAUGUAUUCGACUGUGUUUCCCCGAUCGAAAAAUCCUCGUACUCGUCGAUCACUAUGAUUCUUUAUUCGAGAACAUUUAUUUCACCCCGGGAUUCCAUUAUGAUUCCGAAGACGUCUCCAAGAUCACGUCCUUCGUACUCAAUUUCUUGAAGGAAACUUGUCGAAAACCAGAAUCGAUCCCAGGAUACGAGAUGGAUAACCAGUUGAAAAUCAUAAUGACAGGAGUUACUCGCAUAUCUGGAUUUGGUUUCAUUCCAAACGUGAAUGAUUCGAUCGAAUGGAGUAUGAGCAGUUCGGGAAUUUACCCUUACUACGGAUUUACAUCGAAUGAAGUCGAACAAUUGGCAACUCUACGAGAACUAGACCUUAGCAUGAAAUCCAUACUCAUGAAUACAUGCGAUGGCUAUAGAGAUGUCGGUUUCCCAACUGAGCAUAUUUUCAAUCCUGUAUCUGUGAUCAAAUUUUUAAACCACAAGGGUCCGGUAAGCUUUUGGUCAGAACACGAUGGUAAUGCGUACAGAAAAGUAAAGAUAGAGUGGGCAAAGAACUUGGACAAGUUGGUGAGCGACGAACGUGGUACUCUCAAAAAAAUAUUACUUCAGUUGUCAAAGAACUUAGAGAUGAUGUAUUUAUUCGGGUCAUUAUUAAUCGGUAAAUCGGUUGAGAUUUCAGUCUCAUCGACUCGAGGAAUACCCAUCAGCGAAAUGAACAACACAGCUGCUGCAUUAUGUGGAGAUUUCGCCAAAGAAGUGCCAAAAGAUUUCGCUAUCGUACUCGACGACCCAAGCAUUAAUCACAUCAUUAGCUUCCUACUAUCAUUCGGAUAUCUAACUCCAGCCACUAAACAACUAGCAAAUGCGAGCUCUCUCAGUAUUAAACUCCCUGGUAAAGAAAUCAAGGACGUUUUUGUAAAAUCAUUCGUAGAAUACGAACCCUCCGCAAGUUGUUUUCGUGGCCUUCAAAAUGUGAUAAACGAUGCAACGCUGGCUUUCACCAAUUACUUCAAAAGUGACAACGACAGUUCAGACGAACAGCUCAGUACGAUGAUCACUGAUAUGUUCAACGAAACUGGCUCAUUGAGAAGACUCAAAACAGCGAUCGAAAGCUAUAAAAAUCAAAAACCAGACGGCCAAUAUGUUAAUCACCUGUUCAAUGAUGUCAAAGAAGCAGCAGCUCGAGGAAUAAUAGCUCAAGUAUUGGUAAAAUUACAGUACGACAAUGUUUUGAAUGUACCCAUGGAACAGCAGUUCGCCGCUGAUGAGACAGGGACCCGAGAAUUUGAUUUCAAAAUUUUCAUGUUGGGGUACGACGAAGAAGGACGUGUACUUAUCGUAAAACAUAAGCAUGUCGAACAGGACUUGGUGGAAGAUGUGGAAGAAUAUAGCUUACAGCAAGCAGUAAAAGAUUACGCCCAUCUGAUACCGAAACUGAUUUCUUCCCCGCUUAAAUAUUGUAAAAUUGUAACUUUGAACACAUUUGACAUAGACAAUCCUAAAAUCCAUUUUCAAAUGAUCAAUGCAAGCGAUUUGAACACGGUUGUCGAAAAAUAAGAAAAGGACUGCAGGUUCCACAGAGUUUUUGUUAUGUCCCUCCCUGGUAUCAUGAGGUAGGUAGAGGUACAGCAUUUACAGCAAGUUCCAUGAUUGAAUAAAUUAUACAUAUAUUUUCUAUUUUUUCAA